This is a messenger RNA of Stylophora pistillata, 3191 nucleotides long. Its product is annotated as TNF receptor-associated factor 2. Gene Ontology annotation, cellular component: plasma membrane signaling receptor complex; cytoplasmic side of plasma membrane. Lineage: Eukaryota; Metazoa; Cnidaria; Anthozoa; Scleractinia; Pocilloporidae. Gene Ontology annotation, biological process: signal transduction; regulation of apoptotic process; regulation of canonical NF-kappaB signal transduction. Gene Ontology annotation, molecular function: tumor necrosis factor receptor binding; zinc ion binding. The record is from RefSeq and is a predicted model, not a curated record.
UGGCGGUUCUUUACGUUACUUUGAGGAGACCACUAACUUUAGGUAGCUUUAAAUCAUCGGAGUCACUGCCUUGUGUUCCUUGACUGCUGUGGCUCAGGUUAAGGUUAAACCUUCAUGCCAAGAAAUGUAUGAAAUGUGAAAAGGAGUCGUAGGGUUGAAGGCAGAGCAAAUGAACACCCACAAUUGAACGUCCGGGCAUUUUUUGUCAAUGAAUCAUCCAUUACUAUGCUGGUCAUCGUGCUCACCAUUUGUGUAGUGUCAGACCUACGAGCUCGAUGCUCAAUUCUUAGGACGGAAAUCAAGUGAAAGCACAUGUAGAAGUUUUUGUCAUGCCUGGAUACCACUUGGCUGCCAUCGACCGAUCUGGAAUUGACGAAAAGAAUCUAUGUCCUAAAUGUAACGAACUCCUCAAAGAAGCUCUGCAGACCAUAGCUUGUGGCCACAGAUAUUGUAAGGCAUGUGUGGAAGAUAUGCUAAGUCAGGGACCUGGGAAAUGUGUCAUAGAUGAUGCAAUAAUUCAUCAAGAACAGGUCAGACCGAUUGUUGACCGAUUUGUUGAGCGAGAAAUCCAGUCAUUGACGCUUCACUGCGUCAACCAUGAGCACGGUUGUGCAUGGAAGGAUGAACUGAGAAAACGAGAGGCCCAUGAAGCUGUUUGUGAGUAUGUGAAAGUACCUUGUGUUCACUCCGAUUGCGGCGAACUGGUGACUAGAGCCCAGCUAGCAGACCAUCUGGAGCAGAGGUGCCAGUAUAGAUUGGAAACAUGUGAGUACUGCCAUGCUCUGGUCACUUUUGCUGUUAUGAAGGAACAUCAUGAAACACAGUGCCCUGCAGUGCUGAUCGAAUGCACAAAGUGUACUAGGAAGGACAUUCCUCGUGGUCAGAUGGCUUCUCAUAUUGACCCAUUGAAAGGAGACUGUGAAGAGAUAACAGUUCCUUGUCCUUGGUCGCAAAUCGGAUGUCCUGAAUCUAAGGCCAUGAAGCUGCAAGAUAGAGAGGCUCAUGACGUGAAAAAUGUUGCUGUGCAUAUGACGCUCCUCUUUCAAACAGUCAUGCAACUUCUCUCUCUGGAAGGGAGCAACCUUCGUGAACCAAAUCACGUUAAUCAUAAAGACGUAAACAUGCCAUCCCAGAAAGAAUUGGAGAGAUGUGUAGAACAAAUAGAGCACGCGUUAAAAGAGAAUGAAGAAUUAAAAUCCAAGCUUUUGCAGCAAGAGCAACGCAUACACCAGUUGGAAAGUGGUGGUGCUGGGCAGAACAAACCUAUUCCGAAUUCAUCUGUAACAGGUCAAGAAUCAACAAUGGAGCUCUCACGGAGAAUUCAUAAUGAAGCAGCAAAAACAGCUGACCUUGAGGUUCUCAUCAUCGAAGGGAACAGACAGAAUGAAGAUCUUCAACGGCAGGUUGCUACUUUAGCCAGAGCACUGGAAGCUGCCAAAGAAACGAUUAACAGGUUACAGAGGCAGUUUGAGUCCAUGAGUCACUCCCUGGCGUUGCGUAAUGUCACCCUGAGCGAUUUAGAGGAGUACGUGACACAACAAGAAGUAUCCAGCCACGACGGAGUCUUACUGUGGAAAAUUUCCGACUUCGCGAGGAGACGGCGAGAUGCACAGUCAGGAGCCCAAGUGUCAUUUUACAGCCCCUGCUUCUUCACCAGUCGUUAUGGUUAUAAGAUGUGUGGGCGUAUCUAUUUAAAUGGUGACGGCAUUGGCAAAGGAACCCACAUCUCUAUCUUCUUUGUGGUCUUGCGCGGUCAGUAUGACGCGAUGCUCCGCUGGCCAUUUAGACAGAAGGUCACCUUUAUGUUGCUGGAUCAGGAUAAUGUGGAACACGUGAUUGACGCAUUCCGACCUGAUCCUAAUAGCUCCUCUUUUCAGAGGCCAAGAAGAGAAAUGAAUAUCGCAAGUGGAUGUCCCACCUUCUGCCCUCUGUCAGAGUUAAACAACCACGCCUAUGUCCGGGAUGACACCAUGUUCAUAAAAAUUAUAGUAGACACCACAGAUUUGUGAGACUAACUGAAAAACUGUCCAAAAGAGUACUUUGGUUAAAACUUCACGUUGUGUCUAGACGUUUCCUCUCCAAAAGUCCAGGGUUAUUGGCGUCUGGAAACUGGAUAGCUAACUCAAUAUUCUUGAGCUAAGCAUUCUCUUUAUCAUUCGAGCUAAACGUUCUCUUUAUUAACUUUUAGCUCGUGAAUGUCUGAAUUCUAUAUGAAAGAUCAAUAUCUAGAGGCAAGUAGAGAUGGGACGUUUAGUAAUAUUAAUUUACUUUAACAUUUAUAUUUAAGUUGCAAAGGUGGUUAAUUAAGAAGACUCGUUUGAUGUUUUUACGGACCUGUGUGGCAGUAUUCACCACCUUUUAAUUGCAUGAUUUUACGGAACUAGGGAAAUUUGAUAUUUAAUUCGAAUUAUUCUAUUCAAACAUUAUUUAUCUAGGUUGAACAAAUUACCUUUUAAUUGCAUGAUUUUACGGAACUAGGGAAAUUUGAUAUUUAAUUCGAAUUAUUCUAUUUAAACAUUAUUUAUCUAGGUUGAACAAAUUACUUUUUUAAUCCAACAAACUUAAUUUGAGGGUUUUCCUUCGAGUUCUCCGGUUUCCCUCAUCUAGCGAAAUUAAUUGUUGGUCGACUAGGUUAUUUCAAUGCUUUUAAUAAAUUGUUGAAAAACUUUAAGAUUUAACUUCGUACGCCUUAAAUGACGAUUAUUUAACAGAUGACUUUGUGUCAGCUGUAUUCGUCUAAGCUCAGAAGAGAGAUUGAGUAUUACUUAGAUUUCAGGGUAGCUUAAAUGGGUAACUAUUUAUACAAGCUCUUUCGCGUCUUUCUACUUCCCUCUCCCCCAAAGAGGGUAUAAAGGCAUGUGAAGCGAAAAGAUCAGCCAAAAACAAAAAUUGCCUACCCAUGCUAUCGAUACUGUGGGUUGAUUUCGUAAAAGGAUUCUUCUUUUCACUUACUCCAUUUAGUUUACCUUUGCUACUACAUCAAAGCAGACUCGUUGGCACUGGUCUGGUUGAUUACUACUGAUAAACUCAGAAACGAAAAUCGUUACAUUUUGCCAAGGGAUGCAGUUAAGCUAUUGAAUAAAGAAGAAAAUUGAAGAAAUAAGAAACAUCUUUGAUGUCAACUCUCUCAAAAAAUGGAUUCCUAAUUUGUUUAGGGUGUAAAAUCCGAAUAACACAAAACUGACAGAGUC